GGGCAGAGGAGCUGAGACAUCCGUCUCCCCACGAGAACCUCUCUCGGGUUGAGCAAGAUGGAUUACCAAACGACAACUCCGUUCUAUUACAUUGAUUAUGGUAUAUCAGAGCCCUGCCAAAAAACCGAUGUGAGACAAAUUGCAGCCGGUCUCCUGCCCCCACUCUACUCGCUGGUGUUCAUCUUUGGUUUUGUGGGCAACAUGCUGGUUGUCCUCAUCCUCAUAAACUGCAAAAAGCUGAAGAGCAUGACUGACAUCUACCUGCUCAACUUGGCCAUCUCUGACCUGCUUUUCCUUCUCACCCUCCCAUUCUGGGCUCACUACGCAGCACACCAGUGGGACUUUGGAAAUACAAUGUGUCAACUUUUGACUGGGCUCUAUUUUAUAGGUUUCUUCUCUGGAAUCUUCUUCAUCAUCCUCCUGACAAUCGAUAGGUACCUGGCUAUCGUCCAUGCUGUGUUUGCUUUAAAAGCCAGGACGGUCACCUCUGGGGUGGUGACAAGUGGGGUCAUUUGGGUGUUGGCUGUGUUCGCCUCUCUCCCAGGAACCAUCUUCACCAAAUCCCAAAAAGAGGGUUCUCGUUUUACAUGCAGCCCUCAUUAUCCAGCCAGUGAUUAUCAUUUCUGGAGGAAUUUCCAGGCAGUAAAGAUGACCAUCUUGGGGCUGGUCCUGCCACUGCUGGUAAUGGUCAUCUGCUACUCAGGAAUCCUAAAAACCCUGCUUCGGUGUCGCAAUGAGAAGAAGAGGCACAGGGCCGUGAGGCUCAUCUUCGUGAUCAUGAUUGUUUAUUUUCUUUUCUGGGCUCCCUACAACGUCGUCCUUCUCCUGAACACCUUCCAGGAAUCUUUUGGCCUGAAUAAAUGCAGUAGCUCUAAUAGGCUGGACCAAGCCAUGCAGGUGACAGAAACUCUUGGGAUGACACACUGCUGCAUCAACCCCGUCAUCUACGCCUUUGUCGGCGAGAAGUUCAGAAGCUACCUCUCCGGUUUUCUCCGGAAGCACGUUGUCAGACGCUUUUGCAAACGCUGUCCACUCUUCCAGCCAGAGGCUCCUGAGCGAGGGAGCUCAGUUUAUACUCGAUCCACUGGGGACCAGGAAAUCUCUGUUGGCUUGUGACCUGGACUGGGUUUUUAUACACAGCCUGGAGGUGGGAGUGGUUCUUUUAAUAAGGAAGUUACUGUCAUAGAGGGUCUAAGAUUCAUCCAUCUAUUUGGCAUCUCUUUUAAGUAUAUUAGAUAUUUUAAGUCCAUCAAUACCAGAAAGCC
This is a messenger RNA of Diceros bicornis minor, 1265 nucleotides long. Its product is annotated as C-C chemokine receptor type 5. The coding region runs from base 58 to 1116 and encodes 352 amino acids. Gene Ontology annotation, molecular function: chemokine (C-C motif) ligand 5 binding; C-C chemokine receptor activity. Gene Ontology annotation, biological process: immune response; inflammatory response; chemotaxis. The record is from RefSeq and is a predicted model, not a curated record. Gene Ontology annotation, cellular component: cytoplasm; membrane. NCBI's taxonomy places the organism in Eukaryota, Metazoa, Chordata, Mammalia, Perissodactyla, Rhinocerotidae. The transcript is spliced from 2 exons.